Agelaius phoeniceus (red-winged blackbird) is the source of this 2073-nucleotide messenger RNA. It is a transcript of the gene GAS2, whose product is annotated as growth arrest specific 2. Gene Ontology annotation, biological process: actin crosslink formation. Gene Ontology annotation, molecular function: microtubule binding; actin filament binding; cytoskeletal adaptor activity. The record is from RefSeq and is a predicted model, not a curated record. Lineage: Eukaryota; Metazoa; Chordata; Aves; Passeriformes; Icteridae. Gene Ontology annotation, cellular component: actin filament.
AUGUGCACUACCCUGAGCCCGAAGGCACGAGGGCCUGGCCUCUCCGACAUGCACCAGUACAGUCAGUGGCUUGCCAGCAGACAUGAGGCCAACUUGCUGCCAAUGAAGGAGGAUUUGGCCCUCUGGCUCACAAACCUACUGGGUAGAGAAAUAACAGCAGAAACCUUUAUGGAGAAAUUGGAUAAUGGUGCCUUGCUUUGCCGGCUAGCUGAGACCCUGCAGGAGAAAUUUAAAGAAAACAGCUUUGAUGCAAACAAGCCUGCCAAAACCUUACCAGUUCGGAAAAUUCCAUGCAAAGCCAAUGCUCCUUCAGGGUCUUUUUUCGCACGGGACAACACAGCAAAUUUCUUAUCCUGGUGCAGAGAUGUAGGUGUGGAUGAUACCUGCCUGUUUGAAUCAGAAGGUUUGGUACUCCACAAGCAGCCAAGAGAAGUGUGCCUUUGUUUGCUGGAACUUGGAAGAAUUGCAGCAAGGUGUGGGGUGGAACCUCCUGGAUUAAUUAAAUUGGAAAAAGAGAUUGAACAAGAGGAAACACUUUCAGCUCCCCUUCCAUCUCCUUCACCAUCACCCACAAAGUCUCCUGGGAAAAAGAGCACAGGGAAACUGUUGGAUGAUGCUGUUAAGCACAUUUCUGAAGAUCCACCUUGUAAAUGCCCUAAUAAGUUCUGUGUGGAGCGUCUUUCGCAGGGAAGAUACAGAGUUGGAGAGAAGAUCCUUUUUAUUAGGAUGCUGCACAACAAACACGUGAUGGUUCGUGUGGGAGGAGGCUGGGAGACUUUUGCAGGUUACUUACUGAAGCACGACCCAUGCCGAAUGCUUCAGAUCUCCCGAGUGGAUGGGAAAACAUCUCCAAUCCAGAGCAAGUCUCCAAACAUCAGGGACAUGAAUCCAGACAAUUAUCUGGUUGUUUCUGCCCAUUACAAAACCAAGAAGGAAAUUAAGUGAAAUAAGCUUCUCAUGUGAGUGGGACUUCAUGUAUGUAAGUCCAAAUUAUUCUCCCAAGCGUAGUGAAUUUAGUUAAUGCUUUAAAACGACUUUGGAAAAUUUAACACAGACUGGAAAUGACACCCCAUUUUGAAGAUCUUUGAAUUUAGAACUAUUUAUUUCUAGUACUGGAUCUUUUAUAGCAAAUUACCCUUGAUAGGCAAAUUACUACAAUCGGAUAAUAAACAGACAUAUCUUUUUAGCCAAAUUAUUACUCUUUAUUAUGUGAAUGUAUACUUAGAGCUACAUAAAGCAGUGAAUCCUGUUAAUAGAAGAAAAUACGCAAUGAAAUAUUAUUUGUACCAAAAUCUUACUACUUUGAAUCCCUGACUGUUAGUCUAGUUGAAAUAUAUAUAUGCAGGUGGAAAUUGGGUAUUUGGAGAAAUUAUUUGGUAAUGUAUCUUGAAAUGAAAUAAAAAUUGACUAUUUGUAGGUUUUGCAAUCUUUUCUUAAUUAGUAGAAUAUAAUGGCUUAUUGCAUGCCAAACAACUUCUCAAAGCCAUUACUUAAAAGAAAAAGCCCAAGAAACCCCUUCACACCAUUUUACUAUUUAAAGCUGAAGACAAUGCUGAGUGUUCGAUCUAUGUGUAGAUCCUUUCUGUUUUUGACAAAGCUGCCCAAUGUGGAAGCAUGGGGAAGUGGAGAGAUUGCCCCUUCCUGUGUCAGCCAGUAGAACUGGUUGGUCAUACCAGGGGAUGUUCUGCAGCCCAUGAGGGAAGCAGUAAAGGUGCACAGCCCUCAGACCCAAGGAAGAGCUUCAGAAAAUUAAAGUCCCGCUGGAGUCACAAAACAUGGCUCUGUUCUUGGAUAUGAACUUUUCUUUUCCCUUCUUUUUAAUGUUGUUGGUUAUUGUUAAAUGUGAAAUAUUCAUUACCCUGUAAAUAGAGUGAUUCACAUUCUCAAAAAUCAUUCACAUACCUCUAAUACAGCUAAAGGCGUAUGUGGGCUUAGUUCAUUAUUUUGGCUACUUUUCUAUGUUUAUAUUUGGUAAUUUAUGUGCCUUGUAACAUCCUAGAAAAAUCAUUUUAUAGGAUUGUUUCACUGACUGUAUAAAUUUAAAAAUGAAAUAAAAUUUUUAAAAUACUCAUA